ACAAAUGAAUAAAAUGAACGUAUGAAUAAUCCCUCUUCCAUUAUCUACUUCACUCCAUUGUACCAAUUACUUUAUAAAUACCAAACGGAAUAUCUAAGUCGGUGAUUUCAACCUAUAAAUAGAGUGAGGAAGAAGUAGCUAGCAACACACACACGCACACACAUAUCCCAAUCCACAUCUACAUUUAGCACCAAAAUCAAGCAUGGAAACAAGCUGGCUAUACUCCCUCUCUGCUCUCUUGCUUUUUACCAUAGCUUAUAAAUUUUUAACCAAACAAAAUAGAAAAAUCCCACCUAGCCCACUGCCGGCACUCCCUCUUCUAGGGCACCUCCACCUCCUCCGAUUCCCUCUCCACCGCACCUACCGCGACCUCUCUCUCAAACUCGGCCCCAUUUUCUCCCUCCGCUUCGGCAACCGCCUCAUCGUGGUGGUCUCCUCCCCCGCCGCCGUCGACGAAUGCUUCACCAAGAACGACAUCGUUCUGGCCAACCGCCCUCGUUUCGUCUCCGCCAAAUACAUCGGCUACAACUUCAGCUCCGUCGUCGUCGCCCCCUACGGCGACUACUGGCGCAACCUCCGCCGCCUCACCACGAUCGAGAUAUUUUCCACCGCCCGCCUCAACACGUUCCAGUCCAUCAGAGACGACGAGGUUCGGCGCAUGCUCGCGAAUCUGGGCCGAGAGUCCGGCAGCGUGGUCGAGAUCAAGGCGUUGCUGUCGGUGCUGACGUUCAACAACAUCAUGAGGAUGGUCGCCGGAAAGCGGUAUUUCGGCGUGGACGAGGCCGAAGACGGCGACGAGGGGAGGGAGUUCCGGGAGCUUCUCAACGAGGUUUUCAAGUUCGGCGGGGUGUCCAACCCGGGGGAUUUCCUGCCGCUGCUCAGGUGGAUCGAUUACAUGGAUUUCGAGAAGAAUCUCAGCAGGAUAGCCUCCAAAAUUGAUGGAUUUCUGCAGCGCUUGAUUGAGGAGCACAGGCGCAAAAAUGGCGGAAACACCAUGAUAGACCACUUGCUCUCUUUGCAGGAAUCGGAGCCUCAAAACUACACUGAUCCAGUCAUCAAGUCAACCAUACUAGUGAUGCUGCUUGCUGGGACGGACACGUCAUCAGUGACAGUGGAAUGGGCGAUGUCGGCUCUCUUAAACCACCCAGAGAAGAUGGAGAAGGCGAGAGAAGAGAUUGACAGAGUGGUCGGGAAGGAUCGCCUGGUUCACGAGUCCGACUUGCAGAAGCUUCCAUACCUUCACAAUGUGAUCAACGAGACGUUCCGGUUGUUCCCGGCGGCGCCGUUGCUGGUCCCGCACGAAGCCUCGGCCGACUGCAAGAUCGCCGGCUACGACAUACCACGUGGCACGAUCGUGCAGGUGAACGCGUGGGCCAUUCACAGGGACCCACGCAUCUGGGACGAUCCGGAGAGUUUUGAGCCGGAGCGAUUCGAAGGCGGUGGGGAAGCGAGGCUGCUGCCGUUUGGGAUCGGGAGGCGGUCGUGCCCGGGCAACGUGUUGGCGCAGCGGAUCGUGGGUUUGGCGUUGGGGUGUUUGAUACAGUGCUUCGAGUGGGAGAGAAUUGAUGAGAGAUUGGUUGACUUGAGUGAAGGGAAAAAGGGGGUGUCCAUAUCUAAAGAUAUACCCCUGCAAGCCAGGUGCAAGGCGCGCCCUCUGCUUCCACAUGUUCUUGCCUCACACCUUUGAGAAUCUUAUCUUCAAUGUCGUUUCCAUGUAAAAUAAAUAAAUUAAUUUAGAUAUCAUGUCUUGUGGGGUGGGUUAGUAUUUGUAAGAGUUACAUUUUUGUAUUCUGCACUAAAUGUAUAUAUACAAGGUAAUUCUAUUUGCUGUGAAA
This is a messenger RNA of Salvia miltiorrhiza (redroot sage), 1835 nucleotides long. Its product is annotated as cytochrome P450 81Q32-like. The transcript is spliced from 3 exons. Lineage: Eukaryota; Viridiplantae; Streptophyta; Magnoliopsida; Lamiales; Lamiaceae. Gene Ontology annotation, molecular function: monooxygenase activity; heme binding; oxidoreductase activity, acting on paired donors, with incorporation or reduction of molecular oxygen. The coding region runs from base 203 to 1687 and encodes 494 amino acids. The record is from RefSeq and is a predicted model, not a curated record.